CCGCUCCACACCCAUCCUUCUCACUGCUGCGACUGCGAGCAAGGGAGAGAGAGAGAGCGGGGAGAGAAAGGCGAAGCGGCUCUCGUCUCGCUCGCCCCCUCCACAUACCACUCGGAUCCGAAAUUCUCAACCCCGCUCCCGCCCCUGCUCCACUCGUCCUCUACUCGUCGUCGUCCACUGCACGGCGACCCCAGGGCCAGCGCCCGGGGGCCGGCGGCCCGGAGCGGGGGAGAGGCGGAGGGGGGAUGGACCCCGAGAAGCGCGGCUACAAGUUCCAGGAGUUUGUGGCGCACGAUGCUGAAGUGAGGUCCUUGGCCAUCGGCAAGAAGUCGAGCCGUGUGUUCAUUACUGGUGGCAGUGACCGCAACGUCAACCUGUGGGCAAUUGGCAAGCAGACUCCUCUCCUGAGCUUGUCAGGCCACACAAGCUCGGUUGAGGCUGUAGAGUUUGAUACAGCAGAGGUGCUUGUGCUUGCUGGCUCAUCAAAUGGCUCCAUCAAGCUCUGGGACUUGGAAGAAGCUAAAGUUGUGCGGUCUCUCACUGGGCAUAGGUCAAGUUGCACUGCUGUUGAAUUCCAUCCAUUCGGCGAAUUUUUUGCAUCUGGUUCUUCAGAUACAGAUCUCAAGAUCUGGGAUAUAAAGAAAAAAGGAUGCCUUCAUACAUACAAGGGUCACAGAGGAGCAAUUAAAUCAAUCCGAUUUACACCUGAUGGGCGAUGGAUCGUCACCGGUGGAGAAGAUAACAUUGUGAAGGUGUGGGAUCUGACAGCUGGAAAGCUCUUACAUGAUUUCAAGUUCCACAGUGGACAAAUCCGAUGCAUUGAUUUUCAUCCUCAAGAAUUUUUGCUUGCAACAGGCUCAGCUGAUCGAACUGUGAAGUUUUGGGAUCUUGAGACUUUUGAAUUGAUAGGUUCUGCCGGACCCGAGGAUACUGGUGUACGUUCUAUGGUCUUUCACCCAGAUGGAAAAACCCUUUUCUGCGGAUUAGAGCAAAGCUUAAAGGUAUUCUCUUGGGAACCAGUAAGAUGCCAUGAUGCUGUUGACAUGCGAUGGAACAAUUUAGCUGACCUUAGUAUUUACGAAGGAAAACUGUUGGGAUGCUCGUACCAUGAACGCCGUGUUGGUGUUUGGGUUGCUGAUAUAUCACUCAUUGAACCCUAUGCUCUUGGUGUUUUGCCGAAAGCAAAUUUUUUUGCUGAGCUUGUGGAUUCUGUGGAUGAUAAUCCUGUGAAACCGAAUGGUAGCACUACGAAGCCCAUUCGUGCUGUAGCAACAUCACAUCCAAAAAACAUGUACAAAGUCCAGGAGUCAGGAAUUGCUGAAAGCAGAGUUCGGGCCUUACAUUUAACUCCAGGAAGUACAGACAAAAUAAAGAAAGAUAGGAGCAGCAGCAUUCCUCGAAGACCUGAUUCAUCUGUCAAACCAUCUACUCCAGUACGACGUAUGAAGCCCGUCGAUAGUCCUUCCACAAAUUUAAAAACAGCAGAACGCAGUUUCGGACAGCGGGACAUCCAAUUAUUAUCUCGUACAGGGAUGGCUAUUAAUUCUUCGAUCACUAAAAAAGCUCCGCCUACAGAGUCGGUAGCUGUAAAAGAUAUUUACACUACAUCACAGGCUGUUUCUGUGCCUGUUGUUGUUCCUAGAGACAUUUUGGAGGACAAAUCAGCAGGCAGUAUUCAUAGAGGAAUUGGAGGCAGAACUGCAGUCCCAGAUGAUUUUUACAGUCCAGUGCACUUGAGAAAACGUUUACCUAGUGGCGGUACUAGUGAUAGUGUCAGCUCAGUAAAAUCCAUGCUCGCUGAGCCUGAUGUUUGCUCGGAGGGUUUGUCUGGGUUAAAGUUCUCCUUUGGACUAACUCCAAAUGACAAGAAAGAAGAAUCUGACAGUACUGAUAAAGGAGAAAUUAGACAAAUAGCAGAAAAGAUGGACAGAAUAGUAUCAUUUGAUCAUCCGGUGCAGUCAAAUGAUGACAAGGGUAUUGCUCUUUCUUUGUUCUUAAGCAUUCAAGCGCUGCGCUUUUGUUCAUUUUGGGAAUUUAACAUUAUAGCUCUUUUUACAGCAGCAUAUGAAUCACCGUGUUCGACGACAGGAACAGCCAGGGUCAAAUAUGUUAGAGGAGUUGCUGUGCCGUUAGGAAAAACUAAGUCUCUUGUUGAGAGAUUUGAAAAGAGAGAGAGUUCUAGCAUUGAUUGUUCAUCGCCAACUGGCUCUAGUGGUGAUCAUACAAUGAAAGCUGAUAGCCCUCCCACCAGUUCGGCAGAAGCAAGUCGCACAUAUGAAAGGGACUUGCCAACAGUGGACGAGAUGACGACUCCAAUCGAUUUGGUGCGGAACCAUGAUGAAUUUAUAAAUGUUGUAAAAUCUCGGUUGACAAAGCUAGAGAUGAUGCGGCAUGUCUUUAACCUAAAUGGCAUCAAAGGAGCAAUUGCUGCGGUCGCAAAGUUGCCUGAUAUUGCUGUUCAAGCUGAUGUUGUUAGUACUCUCAAGGGAAAACUUGGUCUUUUCAACCUAGAUAUUUUCUCAAGCCUUCUGCCUGUUCUUGCCGGGUUACUGAACAGCAAAACUGAAAGGCAUGCUAUUGUUGCUUUGGAGAUGUUAUUGGAUCUUAUAAAGAUUUUUGGACCGGUUAUUCAUUCAACAUUGUCAAGUAGUUCACCUGUUGGAGUAGAUCUUCAAGCUGAACAGAGGUUGCAGCGUUGCACCCGGUGUUUUAACCAUUUGCAAAAGAUUGUGCAAGCUCUACACCCGUUGAUGAUGCGGAGCGGCCAGUCGGCGCAGCUUGCUCAAGAGCUGAACAUGUCUUUGCAAGACCUGGUGGUCUUCUGAAACUAGCCGGAAGCUCAAGUUCACACCGUCAGAGUAGAUACCAUUCUUUUUGUUACAGAAAAUGGAAGUGCCAUAUGGUGGCAGGGCGGGGUAGCCUGUUGUGGUGGUGGUGUAAUUGUUUGUUGUUCCCUGUUGUACAUGUGAGCGAGUGAGCGAGAGAGCUUGGCUGUUCAUCAGUCUGUAAUUAGCCCCCAUUUUACUGCAUGGACAGCCCCGGACGGACGACCGAGGGAGUGGAGAUGAAUGAAUGGAUGGAAAAAACGCCUGUUAGUUUA
Messenger RNA from Triticum dicoccoides, 3100 nucleotides. Its product is annotated as katanin p80 WD40 repeat-containing subunit B1 homolog KTN80.1-like. Gene Ontology annotation, cellular component: katanin complex. The record is from RefSeq and is a predicted model, not a curated record. Bases 246 to 2825 code for a protein of 859 amino acids. Gene Ontology annotation, biological process: microtubule severing; microtubule depolymerization. The transcript is spliced from 16 exons. NCBI's taxonomy places the organism in Eukaryota, Viridiplantae, Streptophyta, Magnoliopsida, Poales, Poaceae. Gene Ontology annotation, molecular function: microtubule binding.